Messenger RNA from Elgaria multicarinata webbii, 1131 nucleotides. It is a transcript of the gene VSX1, whose product is annotated as visual system homeobox 1. Lineage: Eukaryota; Metazoa; Chordata; Lepidosauria; Squamata; Anguidae. The transcript is spliced from 5 exons. Gene Ontology annotation, biological process: regulation of DNA-templated transcription; neuron development. The record is from RefSeq and is a predicted model, not a curated record. Gene Ontology annotation, cellular component: nucleus. Bases 1 to 1131 code for a protein of 376 amino acids. Gene Ontology annotation, molecular function: transcription cis-regulatory region binding; DNA-binding transcription factor activity, RNA polymerase II-specific.
AUGACGGGCCGCGAGGAGCUCUCGGAGGGCAAAGGCGACAAGGGCAAAGUGCUGGCGCCCAGCGGCAACGGCAAGGCGGCGCGCUUGGGCAGCCCGGCCGGCGGCCCGCUGCGCUCCAAGGGCUUCGCCAUCACCGACCUGCUGGGCUUGGAGGCGGAGCUGCAGCCGCCCGCCGCCUCCGCCGUGGCCGGCUCGGGCUGCGAAGCCGGGGCAGGGGCGGCGGGGCCGCUCGGGGCCGGCGGGGCGGUGGCGGCGGCGGCGGCGGCAGCAGGCGGCCCCUUACCGCUGGGCUUGGGCUUCCUGUGCGGCUUCGCCACGCAGCAGCCCGCCGGCGCGCAUUGCCUGCUGCCCGCGCAUCUCCCCUUCCUGCAGCCCCGGCCGGAGCACCACCAGCACCACCACCCGCACCACCACCACCAUCACCACCACCACCAGUACGGGCCGGCGGCCGAGAAGCACAAGGAGAACAUCUCCGAUGAAGACAGUUUAUCAGGAGACAAGAACAACCUGAAGACAUCGGAUUCUCAGAUCAAGAGAAAGAAAAGGCGGCAUAGGACUGUCUUUACUGCCCAUCAGCUGGAGGAAUUGGAGAAGGCUUUCAAUGAAGCUCAUUACCCUGAUGUAUAUGCCAGAGAAAUGUUAGCCAUGAAAACUGAACUCCCAGAGGAUAGGAUACAGGUCUGGUUUCAAAACCGAAGAGCCAAGUGGCGGAAGCGUGAGAAGUGCUGGGGCCGCAGCAGUGUGAUGGCGGAAUACGGCCUCUAUGGUGCCAUGGUGCGGCACUCUAUCCCGCUCCCUGAAUCCAUCAUCAACUCUGCCAAAAGUGGGCUGGUGGGCUCCUGCGCCCCUUGGCUGCUUGGCAUGCAUAAAAAAUCAAUGGAUGUUCCAAGAAAGCCUGAAAGUGAGGAAAAGGGGAAUGAUAGCUGGAAGUCUGAACGCCCUGAUGAGGAAUUAAAAAUGAAGCAGAUAGAGCAGGAGAGAGACUCCAGCGACAAAUUCAGCUCAAUGGACAAUUCCGAAGACAUUGCAAUUGAUCUCUCCAGUACAGCAAAGCAGGAGAAAAAGAACAGCACUUUGAGACAGAGUCUCAAUGGAGGUUCACAGCCAAGAAUGAAAGACAGUGAGCACUAA